UCGCCAUGGCAACGGCGGGACGCCGCAUCGAUAAACAUGGCUGAGCACCGGCUGACAUGCCGCCGCCGACCUUAUGAGUUAGAUACUUUCUGAUACCAGGCAGUGCGGGUCUUGCCUGUGCGGACAAAUGGUGUGUGUGGACAAAUCUUUGAGUGAAAAACACGGCAUGGCCGCAGUUUUAUCUCGGAAGAUGUCUUCCGAUAAUGGACCAAACGUGUCGGCCACAUACAGCUUUUCAAGUCAACCCAGAGCCAUUUUUCAAGGACAGAGGACUUCAAAAAACGGCUCAAAAAGCAGCAGCACCACCGGCAGCCUCAUGAACGACAAGCGGCUCAUCAAGACGGGCAACAUCGGCACCCUGGUGCUGCAUGGCCAGCCUCAGCCUCGGUGGAAUGCUUACUUUGCCAACGCGCGAGCUCUGUCGAACUCGGGCGGGCCCAGUCUGACGGACAUCAUUCGGUACCAGGAGGCUCGCCGGCGCGAUGCCGGUCUGCAGAACGGUCCGGCGGCGCGGCGCGGCCUGGGCACCGGUCGGCGCCGUGACGAGCGUGUGCGCACCCCGCCGGCAGUGGCCGGCAGAAAACACUACCGCGUCCAGACCGAGCCCUAUCUGGAGGAGAUCCGCGACCGGCGCGUGGAGGCGGACCGGGCCGUGCAGACUGACCCGCUGCUGGACCGGCCCAGCACGCCCCUCUUCGUGCCGUCCAAGACCGGCGCCGACGUGGCCACGCAGAUCUAUGAGGGCGACCUGUUUGACUUUGAGCUGGAGUCGGCGCCGAUCCUGGAGGUGCUGGUCGGCAAGACGGUGGAGCAGAGCCUGCUGGAGGUGAUGGAGGAGGAGGAGCUGGAGACGCUCAAGGAGCACCAGCGCCGCUUCGAGGAGCGGCGCCAGGCAGAGCUGGCCGAACAGCAGCGGCUGGCCGAGCGCGAGCGACGCCAUGUCGAGGAAAAGGAGCGGCGGAUGUCGCAGCGCCGCUCGGCCCUGGAGCAGGAGACGGAGACGGAGGCCAAGGUGGCCGCCUCGGCGCUGGCGCAGAGCUACCUGGCCGACAUGGUGCCGGCCGUGUUCAGCAACCUGCGCCAGAAGGGCUUCUUCUUCAACGGCGUCGAGCGCGACAUAGAGAUGACCUUUAUGCCGUGGCUGCGGGACGCCGUCGAACAGGAGCUGGACAAGGUGCUCACCGGACGCGAGGUGCUCGACGAGCUGAUUCUGGACGCGGUGCGCAAGCGGCGCGAGGAGCUGGAGCAGCGUCCGUCGCUGAGCGCGCGCCUGCCGCCGGCGCCGCUGGCCGAGCCGGCCGCCGAGCCGAGCGCGGCCGCCGCCGACGGCGACGGCCCGGUGUCGGCAGCGGCGUCGGCGGCGGGCGGCCCGGCCGGAGACGAGGCCGAGGACGACUCGGAGGAGGAGGAGGCCGACGACUCGGGAGAGGAGGAGGCCGCCGCCGACGAGGGCUCCGACGACGACGACGCCGGCAAGGGCGCCGAGGAGGGCCGCCGACACACACACGAGCCGACCACCGACCACCAACCACCGGCCGCUGGGUGUCGCCGCUCCGUAGGACUUUCACCAGAGCGCUGAUGUGUUCCCCCUCAAAAUGUCUGUCAACCACCGGUGUCCACCGUCCCCUCCCCUCUCCCCCUCUCCUGGGCAAUCAUUCCAUUAUUUCCAUGUUAAAGUCGGGUGCGCGCUGCUGAGGGCGCCGUGUUGGCUGUUGAGUGGCGUGCCGCCGCCGCGGGUCUGUGCGGCUCGGCUGUCCGAGCCCCGUGUGACCGGACUGGGCCGGGCGCGGGUGUGCUGUGGUGUGGUCGGGCCGACUGAGCGGCCGCCCUGUGAACGGACUGGAAGUGGACACGGCCGGGCCCGGGGGGCUCCCGGCCAGCUCUGCGCUGCUCUGUCUCCGUCCCGAGCGGCCCCAAUCACCGCCGUCACCUACCGUCGUCCCGUCCUAUCUCAGCGACUAAUACAUAUUUUUCAAGUCG
This is a messenger RNA of Amphibalanus amphitrite, 1980 nucleotides long. Its product is annotated as radial spoke head protein 3 homolog B-like. The transcript has 10 exons. The coding region runs from base 128 to 1579 and encodes 483 amino acids. The record is from RefSeq and is a predicted model, not a curated record. Gene Ontology annotation, cellular component: cilium. NCBI's taxonomy places the organism in Eukaryota, Metazoa, Arthropoda, Thecostraca, Balanomorpha, Balanidae.